GUUCUGCGUUGUUUUUACGCAGGCGCAAAGCAUGCUGUUUGUCCAGUUUCUCUGGUUGACUUACCUGUGAGGUGGAGCAGUUUCGGUUCUUCGUGAGAGGAUUAAAUAAUACCGGCCACGGGUUUAGGUAAACGCGUCCCGGGAGAUUGUAACCUCAUUCCUCGGUAUGUGAGACUAUAGGGACGCCCGCUGCGGAGCUGCUCGAGAUUUCUCCAGGAUUUCAGAAUCUGUGCAACAGCAGGUGCGCGAGCGGGGACAAACGGCGAGAGGAGACGAAGAGGGGGUGUGUGCUUCCGUGAGUGAGUUCACUAUUGAAACAGAAUAAAUUAUUUGGAAAUUCAACUGGUUGCUUUUUUUUUAUGCCGAAUUAUCGGGUCCUGCUCAAUUAUGCUGCUGGAGAUCCCCACGGCUGCCGAAUUUCAGGGUUCAGCGGCAGCCUGAAGCCUCCGUGCCUGCGGUGAGGGACUCUUCGCCCCGGGGUGGUGGCAGUGGGACAAACGCCACACACAUUGUUUCCGUGUAGUAAGCCUCCCCGUGGACACCGAACACGGUGCUCGCGCUGUGGGUAGAAUUAACAAUUGGAAAGAUGAUGGGUUUCCUACGCCGGACGUUUAGCCAUCGCUCGCGCAGACGGUUUCAGACAGCGGACGAACGGGACGGGAAAGGAAGAGGGGGAACCGCGAACCCCGCGCUCCUCGCGCACCAACAGCAGGUCGUCCACGCGCCCGCCGUGGUGACAGGGGGAGCGGCCGUGCACAUCCCGGCGGCUGGGACCGACAAGGAUGCAAUGACCUGCCGCGUGCUGCUGCUGGAUGGGUCGGACGUUAACGUUGAUAUUCCAAAAAGGUCAAAGGGCCAGGAGCUGUUUGACCAGAUCAGGUAUCAUCUGGACCUGGUGGAGGCUGACUACUUUGGACUGCAGUUCAUGGACCCAGAACAAGUCUCACACUGGCUGGAUGUGUCCAAGCCCAUAAAGAAACAGAUCAGAGAUGGUCCUCCAUACAGGCUGUUUUUCAGGGUGAAGUUCUACUCCUCAGAGCCCAAUAACCUACAUGAGGAGUUCACCAGGUACCUGUUUGUGCUGCAGCUUCGACAAGACAUUCUGUCCGGCAAGUUGAAGUGUCCAUAUGAUGUCUCAGUAGACCUGGGGGCCUACUGCUUACAGAGUGAGCUGGGGGACUGUGACCCUCUAGAGCAUUCUCCUGAGCUGGUGUCAGAGUUUCGCUUCACACCCAAACAGAGUGAGACCAUGGAGGCAGACAUCUUUAACAAGUGGGUGGACCUAAGGGGUAAGGAUCCUUCCCAGGCAGAGACCAGCUUCCUCAACAAGUGUAAAUGGCUGGAGCUGUAUGGAGUGGACAUGCACUUUGUCAAGGGAAGGGACGGAGCAGAGUACGCUCUGGGUCUGACUCCCACUGGCAUCCUGGUGUUUGAGGGCUCCACCAAGAUAGGCCUCUUCUUCUGGCCCAAGAUCACCCGCCUGGAUUUCAAAAAGAGUCGACUCACCCUAGUGGUGACUGAGGACGAUGAUCAGGGGCGGGAGCAGGAGCACACCUUUGUGUUCCAGUUGGACAGUUCGAAGACGUGUAAACACUUGUGGAAAUGUGCUGUGGAGAGCCACGCCUUCUUCCGGCUGCGCCAGCCCACAGCUGGGAAGGCCUCCAGCAGUGACUUCACACGCCUUGGAUCACGUUUCAGGUUCAGUGGAAAGACUGAGUACCAGGCGACCCACGGAGGGAGGCUGAGGAGGGCCAGUACGUUUGAGAGGCGACCCAGCAAAAGAUACCCCUCUCGCACUCACUCACUGGGUGGCAAGGCCCUCUCUCCAGCCAAACCACCACAUAUCAGGUGGGUCCCUGAGAGCACAGGACAACCAAGCAUGUACAGAGCCCUUAGAAACUCCCACACCAGCCCUGAACCUAGUCUACACCCAUACCAGCGUAACAUCCCUAUAGCCCAUGAGCCUUGGCACCCAGCCCUCACACCCCCCAUCUACCUACAACACUCAGGACACACAUCCCCGCACAGAGCGCCUGCUGCAGUAGCAGUGAGUCAAGAGCCCAGUCAUCGGUCAGUACCAGUGAGGUCCAGCGGGUCUUUCCCAGGAUCCAUCAGUGUGGUGUACAGAGACAAGGUCAUGACUGCACUCUGACCCCUCCACCCUAACCUCUACAGCCCUGUCCCAAACCCACAUCUAAAUCUAAACUCUAACACAUACGCACAUGCAUACGAGACAACUGGAAUACAGAAGAUGGAGAGAGACAGAGAAACACUCUGGUUGUGGACUCAUGGACCAAAAUACAUCCUCCUCCUCCUCAUCACCAUCAUUACACACCAGCCUUGUCUACCAUGUGUCUUCUCCAUCAGAUCACCACCAUGCUGUGGAGACAGAAAGAGACUCCUAACAGAAAGAGAGAGACUUUAAACACAGAGAUCUCUCUCUGAGUGGGUUGGACCAUGAUGUUUGAUGUUCAGUACCUUGUUAGUUCAUGUAAUUGUUGUUGAUACUUUAGUGGCUGAAUGCUACAAAGUCCUCAAAUGUAACUGGGUAAGAUUGAAAUUCCGUUUAUGCUUUACAAAACAAUCAUACCGCGACAUUAAUUUUAUGCCCAGUUAGCAGGUAGAUUUGCUUUUAGCCAAAUCCUUUUAGAGCAAGCCAAAUAAUUUGUUUUCAAAAGUUAUUCUAGCUCAGGAUUCACUGUUUUGAAUGUAAGAUGCCAAUCAUUUGAGUGUGUGUGAAGUAGUCUGUGUCAUCAACUGCUUUAACUAGGGAUCACAUGGUUCUACAUUACAUCUGUAGGGGAAUAUAGCUACUUUGGAAAUCUCAGCUAAACGAUGAAGGAAAAUGUUCUUGUUAAAUCCGUAUCAGCAAUAUAUACAUUACAAUAUAUACAUUACAAUAUCAUGUUAUGGAAGUCUUGCGUCUAUCGCUGCAUAUCUGCCUUUAUUCUUCAGAGGCAUGAAUGUUGUGUGUGUGUUGUGGGGUUCUGACUAAGCUGAAUCAACCCCCAUAGAUACAUAGAAAGGCUCUGAUGGCCUUGUUUACCUGUGUUAAUGCUGAUUGUGUUUACAUCCUCUCCAUGCUCAACAUUCCUUCCUGUUGCCUUAAAAUUGUUACUCUUAUCACAACCAGCCUUAGAUUGGUUGCUACAGCCUUGUUGAUUAAACGCACUGCUUAAACUCC
This is a messenger RNA of Oncorhynchus nerka (sockeye salmon), 3184 nucleotides long. RefSeq names its product erythrocyte membrane protein band 4.1 like 4B (gene epb41l4b). Gene Ontology annotation, molecular function: cytoskeletal protein binding. NCBI's taxonomy places the organism in Eukaryota, Metazoa, Chordata, Actinopteri, Salmoniformes, Salmonidae. Gene Ontology annotation, cellular component: cytoskeleton. The record is from RefSeq and is a predicted model, not a curated record. The coding region runs from base 587 to 2152 and encodes 521 amino acids. The transcript has 16 exons.